AUGCAGCGGUGGCGCAGGCGUGGCCUUGGCGCCCUUUGUGCCGGCCUCUGCACGGGCUCCGAGCUCUGGUCGCACGCCUGGACUCUGCCAGCGGAGGGACGUCGGCGAGACGUCCUUUGUGUGGGUCCUGCUGUGGGCCUGGCUGCCACUCCAUGGUCUCUGCCAGCCUCCGCCGCGGAGAAGACCGCCCUGCAGCUGCGCUUCAAUGGCACAGAGGUCGACAAGCUUCCGAGUGGGUACAUUCCAGGCUGGGGUCCUGAUGAUUUGUACUAUCCGGAGUGGAUGGAGGGCCGCUGGCGCGUGGAGCAGACGUUGGAGAGCUAUGCUGCCCCGCUGGGGAAGCAGUUCCUGGCCAACGGCCAAAGUGCAGUCGCCAACAAAGUCCUCUCAGAGCAGCAGAACCAGCUCGGGAAGACCGUCGACUUUGAACUCAGGUACCUUCGAACGCAGAGGAACAACAUUGUAGAAGACCGCGCAUACAACACCAGAGCGAAGCUGAAUGCCUUUGCGGGGCGGGAAGUGGUAAAGAAUGUGGAGUAUGUCGAGGUGCAAGACAACACGCGUGAGCUUGCGACGCGAGCAGGGAAUGGUGAGUCAGAUCCUCUGCGGAACGUGCUGGUGAACUUCAAAGGAGCUGUCCAGAAGGUAUUUAUCACCGCCUUUGAAACAGAGUUGUCCCCGGAGAACGACAUUUGGCGAGGUGUCGCCAGUACGCGGACGCUCUUUGCGGCGCCUGGGGCCGGCUACAACCCGCUGACAGUGGAUGAAGAAGUCGUUACGGCCCUGAAGAAGACGGAGAGCGGCGUCCGGGGACGCCUUCGGCUCCUGGGGUUUCUGAAUCCCAAUGACCAGCUCUUCUUCAAGGCUGGCAAUCGCGCCGUCAGCAUUGCCGACUACAGCCUCAAGUACACGCGAAUCGAGGAAUCCACAGCGAGAGGUGAGUGCGCUCUUUGCCGCCAAUCUCUGCGUCGGGAGCCAGGGCUGGAUGAAGUGCUGCGUGUGCGCGAGCCCGGUGCGGUGCAGCCCGGGGAGCGCGAGGAGCGCCAGCGAUGGGGUCGGUUCGGGUCGAAGCUCUUCCACGUGGUGCGCAAGCUUCGGGACAUCGCGCAGGAGGACCCGACGGCGCGCGCCAUCGUCUUCGUCCAGUGGGCCAGCCUCCGGCGGAAGCUGGCGGCUGCCUUUGCGGAGUUCCAGGUGCCCUACGUCUGCCUGGAGGAGCGCUUCGAUGCCUCCAACAACCCGGUGCUGCACAGCUUCUGGGAACGCGAUGAUGUCGUCACGAGCUUUCAGGGAGCCCCGCUCGAAUCGACGGAGGGCCCGAAGGUGUUGUUGCUUUCCUUGCAAGAUGCAGCAUCCGGCACGAACCUCACGCGAGCGAACCACGUGCUCUUCGUCCAUCCCGUCUUCGCAUCCUGCUCCCGCCUGGCCGUGGCCUACGAGACGCAGGCGCUGGGCCGCUGCCUCCGCGUCGGGCAGACCAAGCGGGUCUUCCUCUGGCGCUUUGUGACUCUGGGCACGGUGGAGGAGGAGCUCUCCUACAGGCACCAGGCAGAGCUGUGGCAGCGGACCCCGGAGCUCCUCGCGAAGCGGGCAAAGACCCAGCAAGAUCGAGCAGUGCGCUCGGCCGAGCCAGAGAAGGCCCUGAGUGACGAAGAUGAAAUCAGCAAGGGUGAAGUGAGCACCAUGUGGCCAGAUAUCAUGAGGAAUCCGCUCUCUCCCAACCUUCGUCGCAAGGCCCUGAUCAUUGGUGUCAACUACGCAGGCUCGCAUGCUCCGCUCAAGGGCGCCGUGAACGACGCUUGGAACCUUCACGCGGUUUUGAGGCAGUCGCUGCUCUUCGAGGAGGAUCAAGUGCGGCUGCUUGUGGACGACGGGGAGCCGGCCAAGCUGUCGCAGGUUCCUUCCAAGGAGAACAUCCUCUCCGGCUUCCAGGCUUUCCUGAUGCCGACGAAAGAGCCCAGGGAGCACCGGGCUGUGAAGUUCACAUAUGACUGUGAGCAGGGCCGCUGGGAGGAGCAACCUGUGCGGAUACGCCUGGACCCAGAGCCAUUCAGUGAGGGUGGCAUGCGAUGCUUGGCUGCAGCUUUCCCAUGCACCCCCCCAUGCUUUGGUUCCCGCUUGCAGAGUAGACGGCCCUUGGCCAAGCCUCUUUCAUGCCUUGACAACGAAUCGCUCGGAGGAGUGGUCUACCACGCACGGGAACUGUUGGAAGAUGGCUGUGAAGUGGAUGCGGUCCUCAAGAGGAUAAAGCCUCACUGUGGGCUGGACCCAGAUGUGAACUACCACGAGGCGAUGACCCAGAUGGUCGCAGAGUGCUAUGCACAAGAGUUCAACAAGUGGUGCUCGCAUGCAGGGCUGCCUUACAGCAUUGCAUUCCUUCCAGUGUCUGUUGUCAAGAUGGAUGAAUUUGAAGAGCCGCUUUGUUUGGAGCCGUACUUGGCCGGCGACUAUGUGAAGCACAGUGACAAUGCUGGCCAUACGGAGACAGACGACGAGGUGGCAGCAGCAUUUUCCUACUUCAGCUACAUCAUCUCCGACAAGCUCUUGGUGGUUUGCGAUAUUCAGGGUGUUGGGACUUUCUACACUGAUCCCCAGAUACACACAGCUGAUGGGGUGGGAUUUGGGGCUGGCAAUCUGGGAGCGGAUGGCUUGCAGCGCUUCCUCCGGACCCAUCGGCACAACCUGCUGUGCGAACAGCUAGGCUUGCCGAGCCCCGACGAAGGCCUCUCCGAUGAGGAGCUGGCGAGGAAGAUUCAGGAUCUGGAGCGAGAAGACGCGCAGUCACAUCGUGAACCGGAUGCCCUUGUCACGCUUGUGAACGGGAAUCUUGGGCCUGAGGGAUUGUCUUCCUCCUCGUGGAAGCACUCGCAGUACAGUGAAGGCCUUACAGCGAUAACGCGGAUAUUCACGCGUCGGUUGAUGGACGGGGCACAACCUGGAGACAGUUUGGUGCUGGCUUUCUCUGGAUACGGCACCCAGCACCCCAAGGAUGCCGAGGGAAAGGACUGCGAGGCUUACCUGGUGCCUUCCGACUAUGCCGAGGAUUUGCCGGAGGAGUGGUGGUCCCAGGCCAAGAAACCUUCUGCCGUGCAGGCCAAUGGUCGGCAGCCAAACGGACACCCAGUGCUCCGCUCAAGUUUUUGGCGCAGCGCAGCGCUGCAGCGCCGCAGGGUCGCUCAUGGCCGCCCGGCUUUCCAGGUUGAACCGUUUCAUCACCCAGAUUCCCGCUGGAGCCACACUGACGACCAUCCUGGAUUGCUCCUAUCCGAUCAUUCCGGGCGUGAGCCCGAGUUGCAACCUGUCGCCGACCUUCCCCAGGGUCACGCGAGGUCGCGUGGACUACGAGAGGCUCUUCGACUUCGUGAGCCGACCGAGGUUCUUGGAGCUGCCUCCGCUCCCAGUGCAGCACACGCUCCCGCAGGUCUGGCGCCCGCAGACCUUCCCGUCCUGUCGUUUGCACGUCUUCAGCGCCUCCAGGCUGCAGGAGUGGCCCUCGGAGCUCCCGUUGGAGGGGACCGUGCAGGGUACUUUCACCUGGUCCUUUGCCAAGGCGCUGGCAGCAGGAAAGCUUCAAUGCACAGACUUCAUGAGGCAUUGGCGCGACCUAUGCCUGAUAUGGUUUCUCGCCCCCUGCUCCAUAUUCUCUGCCCGCCGCGCUCCCAGGAGAAGAGCUUUGUGAGCCUCCUGACUCCUGACAGCUUCCCAGCUCCUAGGUGGGGCAUCACUCACACAAAGGACAAUGCCCAUGAGUGCCCAACGAAUGGCCAGAAGAUGUGGUGCUGUGACCGUGGAUCCAAGUUCGACGCAGAGAAGGAUGAGUGCCUCAAAGCAACAGCCGCGACUGACACAGUAAAGACCGUAGAAGCGGAGAUACAGGACUUCCAAAACUCCACAAGGCUCUGGCGCAUACCCGACGGAGUCGAUCACGAUGGGGUUCGCGGGUGCACCGAAAAGAAUGCUAUUGCUUGCAAAGAUGAAGGGCAACAGCAUUUCUGCUGCUGCGACUCAGGCUUCAUCUGGAGCUUUCCGGAGCGCGCAUGCGUGCCCAACAAGGACGACCCGUCAGAUGUGGAGGACCCGGUGCCAGGAAGCGAGAAGUGGGGCCUUCUUCACAGAGUAGGUCAAGCCUCCAAGUGUGUGACCCACCCCAAGAAGUACUGCUGCCACCGCGCAUGCCAGUACGAGAUCGGUAAGGAUAGAUGUGGCGAGUGUGUGAGCUACGAACAGGACAAGCCACCAAAUGCCUGGCAGAAUAUCCAACGGUACGCCGCGGAGAAAGGGAACUUUGUCAUCCCACCAUCUAUCGACUCGCCUGGAGUAUUCGGCUGCUCCACGAAGAAUGCCAAGAAGUGCACGGUGCCACUGGCGGGUGAGAAGCACUGCUGUUGCCACCAAGGUACCGCCUUCUCCUUCCAGACACGCACGUGUGUUAGUCAGACAGUCUGGCAGUCGGAGCUGCCACCACCACCGGGCGGCGGGCCGCCAGGCCAGCAAGGCCAGCAAGGCCAACAGGGCCAGCAGGGCCAGCAGGGCCAGCAGCAAGGCGAAGGUGGGCAGCAGGAGCAGGUUGAUGUCCCACGGGACGCCGCAGACGCCGGCCG
Molecule: messenger RNA, 4601 nt
Organism: Symbiodinium necroappetens
Lineage: Eukaryota; Dinophyceae; Suessiales; Symbiodiniaceae
Source: the annotation of a GenBank genome assembly